Molecule: messenger RNA, 2980 nt
Organism: Camellia sinensis
Lineage: Eukaryota; Viridiplantae; Streptophyta; Magnoliopsida; Ericales; Theaceae
Product: Pentatricopeptide repeat (PPR) superfamily protein
Molecular function (GO): protein binding
Source: RefSeq, a predicted model, not a curated record
UAAUCUUAUAACAGCCAGAUGCUACUGCUGCCGCUUCUUCUGCUCAUCAUCGUCAAUUAACCACUGGUACUAGCAAGAGAAAAAGAAGAAGAGCAAAGUAAGAUUAUGGAAUUUUCAUCUUUCUAAAUUGUAAGUAAGUAUUCGCUCCCCAAAAACCCUAUCUAUACUCUCUCUCUAAACCAUUACCAUUUCCAUAUGAAAUCCAUCACUUCACUUGUUAAAUUAAUUCUCUUUCACCUUCCCAUGAAAUUGAAAUUGUUCUCCCAUCCAUCCCAUUAUUAGUUAACCAGGACAACGACCACACUAUGAUUCGUCUUUUCGGUCGUCUUCUGUGCCCUAGAAAUCUCAAACCUACUAGGUAUCUUUUCAACUCUGCCCAAAAAAGUAUUACGAAAAGCCCUAGUUUUGAUUCAUGUGCAGAUUCUUCAACUUUCCCUAUAAUAAUAUUUAGGCAAUCUAAUUUUGUCCGGAGCUACUGUUGUUCUCGGAAUAACACCGUUGAUUCUUCCACUGUGGUGUGGACUGACGAUAUAAUAGAGUAUUUAGAUGAAUCCGGUGGGGUUAUUUUUUCCGGUAAGGGCAUAAGAUCGGUUGAGCCUGGUCUUGAUGACCAUGUCAUGGUCGGUGCCUUCAAGAAGCCAUUUUUGAAUGCUUCUGCCGUCGCCAAAAUUGUGGAAAUUGUCAAACGCUGGAAAUGGGGUCCCGAAAUGGAGACCCAAUUGGACAGACUUCAAUUUGUCCCAAACAUGACUCAUAUUUCUCAGGCCUUGAAGGUUAUCUCUGACACUGAUGCUUCCUUAAGUUUGUUUCGUUGGGCUAUGAGGCAAUCCUGGUACUCCCCUUGUGACGACUGUUAUGUUACGCUCUUUGACAGGUUGAACCAGACCAGGGAUUUCGAUGGGAUUCAGUCACUGUUUGAUGAGAUGAUUCGCGAUUCCGGUAACACUGGAAUGUCUUCGUUCUGUGCAUUUAAUCGGGUCAUUCAAUACUUGGCAAAAGCUGAGAAAUUGGAGGUAUCUUUCUGUUGUUUCAAGAAGGUUCACGAAUCGGGUUCCAAGAUAGAUACUGAGACGUAUAAUUCACUUAUAACCUUGUUUUUGACCAAGGGUUUGCCUUAUAAGGCAUUUGAGAUAUACGAAAACAUGGAAGAGGCUGGGUGCUCGUUGGACGGAUCAACAUAUGAGUUGAUGAUACCAACUUUGGCGAAAUCAGGCCGUCUUGAUGCUGCUCUCAAGCUUUUCCAAGAAAUGAAAGAAAACAAUGUCCGGCCGAGUUUUCUCAUAUUUGCCUCGCUUGUUGAUUCAAUGGGCAAAGCUGGGAGGUUGGACACCUCCAUGAAGUUAUACAUGGAAAUGCAAGGUUUGGGGCUAAGGCCAUCUGCGACCAUGUUUGUUUCCCUAAUUGAGUCAUUUGUUAAGGCUGGGAAGUUGGAGACGGCUCUUAGGAUUUGGGAUGAGAUGAAGAAGGCAGGGUUUAGACCUAACUAUGGGCUGUAUACAAUGGUUGUUGAGUCUCAUGCAAAAUCUGGAAAACUUGAGAUUGCUAUGUCUAUUUUUUCAGAUAUGGAGAAGGCUGGGUUUCUACCCACCCCAUCUACCUAUUCAUGUCUCUUGGAGAUGCAUGCUGCUUCUGGUCAAGUAGAUGCUGCCAUGAAGCUGUAUAACUCAAUGACCAAUGCAGGUCUGAGACCGGGACUAAGUACUUAUACUGCCCUUCUGACACUUUUGGCAAAUAAGAAACUUGUAGAUGUUGCUGCUAAAAUCUUACUCGAAAUGAAGGCUAUGGGUUAUUCCGUGGAUGUGAGUGCUAGUGAUGUUCUAAUGGUUUAUAUCAAGGAUGGUUCUGUCGAUCUUGCUUUGAGGUGGCUACGUUUCAUGGGGGCAUCCUCUAUCAGAACGAAUAAUUUCAUAAUCAGGCAGCUUUUUGAGUCAUGCAUGAAGAGUGGUUUGUAUGAGUCAGCCAAACCUCUUCUAGAAACUUAUGUCAACUCUGCUGCAAAAGUUGACCUUAUACUUUACACAUCAAUUCUAGCUCAUCUUGUGAGAUGCCAGGAAGAGCAGAAUGAGAGGCAUUUGAUGUCAAUCCUUGGUGCUACAAAGUAUAAGGCACACAGCUUCAUGUGUGGACUCUUUAUGGGCCCAGAACACAGGAAACAACCUGUAUUAUCCUUUGUGAGGGAUUUUUUCCAGGGCAUUGAUUAUGAGUUAGAAGAGGGCGCUGCCAGGUACUUUGUCAAUGUUCUCCUAAAUUACCUUGUACUUAUGAGCCAGAUAAACCGAGCUCGUUGUGUGUGGAAAGUUGCAUAUGAGAAUAAGCUUUUCCCAAAGGCCAUAGUGUUUGAUCAGCAUAUAGCUUGGUCACUUGAUGUCAGAAACUUGUCUGUUGGAGCAGCUCUCAUAGCUGUAGUUCACACCCUCCAUAGGUUUAGGAAGCGGAUGUUGUACUAUGGGGUUGUCCCAAGAAGGAUCAAAUUGGUCACUGGACCUACUCUAAAGAUCGUGGUUGCACAGAUGUUGAACUCAGUAGAAUCACCUUUUGAGGUUAGUAAAGUUGUUUUGAGGGCCCCCGGGGAUUCUGUUUUGGAGUGGUUUAAAAAACCAAUUGUUCAGCAAUUCCUUUUGAAUGAGAUUCCAUCAAGGGCUGACAUCCUUAUGCACAAGCUUAACACACUUUUUCCUAGUUCUGCACCUGAAAUUAGAUCUCUGUCUCCUCCCAAGCCACUUAUUACAGGGAAUGCAAUUUAAACAUCCACAAUAUUUGGGAAUAACUACAGGUUAUUUGUUUGUGGAAAUGAGGCUGCAAGUCAUUCUGUUUUGAGUGAUUCUGAUAUUUUUUAUGCUUUUGCUUUGGUUAUUAAUUUACAUGGUAUGUAAUUUGGAUGAUGAUGCAUUUGUAAAAUUGUGAUAUCUUUCAAAUCUUGAGAUGUUUAUGCCCAUUCGAAGAGUAGUGUUAUUUGAAGUCUAUAUUUCUUUAUUUUUUA